AUGAUAUCAGCGGACGUAUUUAUGUUUUCUGUUGCGCAAAUAUGGCGCUGGUCUUUCGCCAAUUUUCAUUGGUUUAAAUAUUAUCAUAAUAUCAAACUUUUUUGGCGGUAUUUUUUGUUUUGGAAUUUAAUCAUGAUUAAAUUAUCACAUUAAAAAUAUUCAAUUUUUGAUUUAAUAAAUUUUAAUAAGUACUUCUGCUAUUAAAUAUUUACUAAAUUAUAAUUUAUAAUGCCAGUUUGUGUAUUUGAAGGCUGUAUGAGCGGCAGCAAGCAAAAAAAUUUAGUUAAACCCAAAAAUGUACACUUACAUAGGUUUCCUAAAGAUGUAAAUCUGAGGAAUAAAUGGUUAAAUCAAAUAACACGGGGUUCAUCUAUAAAAAAUGUUAAUUUUGAAAAAGCUGUUGUGUGUUCAUUACAUUUUGGUCCACAACACAUGGUGGAAAAGCCACUUGUGUUUGAUGGUAUUGCCUCACCUAAAUGUGCAAGGAGAUUAAAACAUGAUGAUGUUCCAUUAAGGUAUUUAGUAUACUAUCAAAACAUUGGUAGAUAUUUUAAGUUUAAAUUUAUAUCUAGUAUAAAUGGGCAUGAAUAUUCUUCACCAAUUAAUUGUCCACAUUCAUUAAUUAGUACUCCAAGUGGAACGUUUAAAGUAACGUCAUCAUUAGAUGAUAAUUUAUGCAAAUCAAAUGUAUUGUCGUUAAAUAACUCAACUCCUUUGGAAGUAAAGUGCAAAAAAAAUCUAUUUGACAUUGAUUGUGACGAUGGAAUAACAUUUUUGCCAGAUGACAGCAUUCUGUUGCAGCCUGUUGAUGACGAUAAUUCCAAGUAAAAUAAUACAUAGAAAAAUGUAGCAAUUGUUCUAUGUAUUUAGUUUGUUCAAUGUUUUGGGUGUUAUUUAUAAACAGUACAUGCAUGCAUGUAUUAACACAAAUGUAUUUGUGUUAAGUUAUUUGCAUCUAAUUAGUAAUUUAUUCAUAAUUGUUUCUGUCU
Messenger RNA from Myzus persicae (green peach aphid), 989 nucleotides. RefSeq lists its product as uncharacterized. The record is from RefSeq and is a predicted model, not a curated record. NCBI's taxonomy places the organism in Eukaryota, Metazoa, Arthropoda, Insecta, Hemiptera, Aphididae. The transcript has 3 exons. The coding region runs from base 229 to 828 and encodes 199 amino acids.